AUGUUUUUACGAGAAGAACCCAAUGGUCUUCUCCUCCGCUUCAUCGAUAAUGGCUGGGAUCACCUCAAGGACUUCCCAAAUAUCAUGUUGCCCUACCCACCUAUAACCUUUACACCAACUUUCUGGACCGAAAUCUGGAAUCUCAUAAUGGAGCCCCAAGUGGCCAGCAUAUGGAAAACCAAAGUACGAAGUGGACAAAUCCGCACAGCGAGCGAAUUUUACAUCGAGGUACGAGAGGCGAUUGAGAAAGUGGGAAAGGCCAGAAGAUACAUGGGAAUAGAUUAG
Sclerotinia sclerotiorum 1980 UF-70 is the source of this 285-nucleotide messenger RNA. RefSeq lists its product with no specific name. NCBI's taxonomy places the organism in Eukaryota, Fungi, Ascomycota, Leotiomycetes, Helotiales, Sclerotiniaceae. The record is from RefSeq and is a predicted model, not a curated record. The coding region runs from base 1 to 285 and encodes 94 amino acids. The transcript is spliced from 3 exons.